AUGCACUCAAAUAUAUUUGAUGACGUCGCACUAGAACGGCUGCGACGUGAGGCUGUUCCCUCAUCAAAUGAAAAUGCUACGGCUGAGGAUGUGUUGCCACAAGUUGCAGAACAACCCGCACACGUAGAUGCCGCCGUGAAUACUCCAAAGUACGCCUCUCGAAAAUUGACCGCGACUUCCCUGCAUAGCCCUAAGCAAGAGGAAUCGGGCUGUCGUGAGGGCUCUGAACCCAAUGCUGGUGACCUAUUUGGAAGCCAGCCGGGACCUUUGCGAUACGGACUCAAUUCUUUUUGUCGCCGCGCUGGCAGUCUGCCGUAUUAUAGGCUGGAUGCGCUACUGGCCAAAGUAGCACUAUCCCAGCAUGGAGAAAAAGAAUUGAGGAGCGUAUCGCAAAGGCUAGAGCCCUCAGGCAAUAACAGGUCAAGAAUUGUGCGCACCGUCAGGAUGGCAUUUGGGACAAAUGUCAGUUUAUCCCAGCCGGACAUAAUUCAAAAACUGACGGAGCGCAUAGAUGAUCUGAAGCAGAGAAUCGCUGCUUGGGGAAAGCGGUUUCGGCGAUAUACCGAGAGGUCGACUCAGUUCAACCAGAAUCGUCUCUUUCAGAGUGAUCAGAAGAGGCUCUAUGAAUCAUUGGAGCAAACAAAGGUAUGUGGAGCGGGCCAAGAACCGGAUCAUGCUAACAUUAUCACAUUCUGGCGUGGCCUGUGGUCAGAGACCGUAAACCACAGCGAGGGCCCUUGGAUGGAAGUUGUGGCGAGCCAGGGUGCAAGUGUUACGCCUAUGGACCAUAACGAUGGAAGACGUGACUGA
Parnassius apollo (apollo) is the source of this 810-nucleotide messenger RNA. NCBI's taxonomy places the organism in Eukaryota, Metazoa, Arthropoda, Insecta, Lepidoptera, Papilionidae. The record is from the annotation of a GenBank genome assembly.